AUGAAUCGUUUACUUGAAUUUCCAUUAAAUAGUCAUCCAAGAGCAGGUUGUUUAUCAAUACCAAAUGAUUUGAAUCCAAUAGGAUAUUUUGAUCCAUGUAAAGAAGGUUUAGUACUCAAAUUAAAUGAUUUAUGUCAAUAUGUUGAACAAUUACCAAAACAAAAUCAACAAACUGAUGAUGAAAAAUAUAUUACAAAACAAAAAGUUCUUUCUUAA
Messenger RNA from Rotaria sp. Silwood1, 216 nucleotides. The record is from the annotation of a GenBank genome assembly. Lineage: Eukaryota; Metazoa; Rotifera; Eurotatoria; Philodinida; Philodinidae.